Molecule: messenger RNA, 1404 nt
Organism: Mesorhabditis belari
Lineage: Eukaryota; Metazoa; Nematoda; Chromadorea; Rhabditida; Rhabditidae
Source: the annotation of a GenBank genome assembly
AUGAACACUUCGAUGAGUGAAAUUGACGUUUUGAUUCAGAACAUGCGCAAGAGGGAGCCACGAAAAAAGGUGGACUUUAGGGAGGAUAUAACGAAUCGACAUUCAAAGACCGUUACGUCGAUGAAUCAUGUUGAGCCUCAACGUCGCCCCAUUGAAACGCAAAGCGCAAGUGCUCCACGACAUAUACCAAGGGACUUUGACACAAGAAGUGCAAGUGCCCCGAAGCGAAUUCUCCAAGAAACGAAUGAUUUGAACAUUUUGCAUCGGAAAAUUGUCGAAGAUAAGCCGAUUGUGCAGACAACUAAAUUAUCAAGAGAUCCAUCUCUGGCAUCAACUUAUUCAACUACGACUGAAACAAGCACGACGAAGCACGCGUUGAACAUUAAGCCGAGCACUUUACAAUUUGGAUUCGUGGAAGUUAACACGGCUGUCACUUUGAGAGUUACCAUCAGAAACACUUCCAAGGAAAGCAUUGAAAUCGAUCCAAGUCUGAAAAGGAACACACCUGAAUUCAAGUUGAGCAGUGUGAAACGCAUUCUGCAUGCUGGUGAAACGUAUGAUUUGGAAGUCACUUUCAAUCCCGUGGGAAAAGAUGGCCAAAUGGGAAAUCGUUCGGUUUUCUACGAUUCUAUCCUUAUCAAAACCCCACGAUCAAUUGAUUCAUUUAAAAUUCCCGUGCAUGCUUGUGCAAAAGUGGCUCAGCUGGCUAUCUUUGCUGGACAAACGCCACUGAAUAUGCGAAAGAAUGGGGAUUUCAUCCUUAAAGUUGCCAAUUUGGAGCAAUUCUCGCUUACACUACAAGCAACUCAAAGAGCCGCUUUUGCUGUCAUUGAUGUCAUUGAUGUAUUGGAAAAUCCUCUUGAAUGCCAGGUCAAUCCAUCAAAGAGGAUAUUGUUGCAGAAAAAUCAGAGACAAAAUGUUCAUGUGAUGAUAAAUGAUACGAUUCGAGCUACUUCAUCACUUUCAAACUCGAGAAGUUCCAUCAAUACGUGUUCAAAUGGGCCGGCUUUCUUUGUGCGAAUUGUUUGGGCGGAAUUGAUUUCGCUGCAACGAGCAAUAAUUUAUGCUAGAAAAAAGAGCAAAACCAUUGUUCUUGAGGGCAGCAUUGGAAAUAUUCAAGAAGAGUUCUUUGGAAAGGCGACUCCAUAUGAAGCGCCAAUUGAAUGGCCAAUUUCAAGCUGCGAUGUUGAACUACUGAAGCGUUCACUUAGGUCAACAAAGAUCUUUGUUAGCACUGAUAGAAUUGUUGCUCAGACAGAGUCAGUCAUCGAUCUCACCAUUGAUCAGACGGCUCGACCACGGGAUUUUGAUGAAACUUUCAACUCGACAUUUGUGAGAACGAUAAUUCCUGACCCAGAUGCCACGCUAACACCAAAGGAUGGAUUUACCACUCGGCUCUUCAAA